GUUCAGAUUGGACGCAGGUUUUAACCUCCUCCGCUUAUCUCGCAUUUCCUUGCGAUAAAACACCUCACACCGCAUCCUACGAAUCGAUAGGAUACUCGGAGAGUGAGAAGGAGUAACAAGUAUCCUCGAGUCACCGACAACGUCCUUCAGGAUGUGCAGAAGCAUAAGUUUCAGGCUCUCUCUGCUUGCGUUGAUGGUUUUCGUGGGCCCAACUUCUGUGCGGGUCGCGGGUUCCUCGGCGGUGGAUAAAACCGGGGGAUUCGAAACGGUCCACACGAGUAACGCGGCCCUCCUCAACAGGCUGGGACUUUCGCCGCUCCGUAUACCGCAAGGGCAUCACAAGAAGCGUUUGGCGGGCCCCGAGCCACCGCCAAAAACGGGGCCUCAGAGUCCCCACCACUCGAGCUACGGCCGGAGGCACGGAGGCCACGGGGACAGCCACGUAUACGUAGUGAAGUUGCCCCCGAGUCUGCCCUACUAUGCGAUAACGAAGCCUCACAAGACGAUCGGGGCAAACGGGGAGGCGAAUUUUGGGGGUGCGCGGAACAAGGGUGGCUCCGUGAAGAAUUACAGCCCCGUAGGUUUUCACAGCAACGGUAAGCCCGGAAGUAUUUAUCACUGGAAUUUACCGACGAUGAAGAAGAUCGCGGAGAAAAAACGUAUCGCGGAAGAACGCGUUCAGCAGCGGCUGAUGAAGAAGAAGAAGAACGAAUCGCAGGGGGUUUCAAUGCCCGAAGAAGGAGGGGAAGAAGGUGAAGAAGAAAAUUUCACGGAUCUUAAGACGAAGCGAGUGAGGAAUAACGACAAGCGUUUGAACUACAACGCGGAGAAUCAUGCAGCGGCAAGGGACAAAAAUUAUCGAUUGGAUGACUCGAUCGUGUACAAAAUAAAGCCGGGAGAUAAGAACAAGGAUCAUAUUAAUCGGCUCGUUUGGAACACCCUCGUCAAUGAUCCGGUACAGAAUUCAUUGUACACUUCCGGGAGCUUGAUGCAGAGGCAGAAGAAACACCGGAAAAAAUCCGCAACGUCUUAUUACGCACCGUUUGCCGCUAAGUCCGGCUCUACCAGUAUGCACAAAAAUUUCCCUGGCAAUGGGAAACCAAAGGCUUUUUACGUAAUCGAAAAAAGUCGCAAACCCGUUUACUACCAUCCUCUUCUUCCCUAAUUCGUAAAUCAUAAAAAUGCAGACGUGCGUUACGUACGAUAAUAUAUUGCGAUUUACAAGUCGGAGAGUUAUCGAUUCGCUG
Molecule: messenger RNA, 1247 nt
Organism: Diprion similis
Lineage: Eukaryota; Metazoa; Arthropoda; Insecta; Hymenoptera; Diprionidae
Exons: 2
Coding region: 152-1165 (337 amino acids)
Source: RefSeq, a predicted model, not a curated record